AUGCUUAAAGAAGAGUGUGGUUUCCCAGAUACUAUUGACUUUAGUGACAGAUAUAAAGAAGCUAUUGGAAAGUUCAAGGAUGGAAAUACUGACCCGAACCUAUUUAGCUUUAUGGCUCAGCACCAAAACGGAUAUAAUCUCAAACCUGGAAAAUACAAGCUCGCUAAGGGAUAUGAUUUAAUAGCAUAUCAUCCAAAUGACAUGGAUGAAUUUACUCCGAGAUAUUUGAUGUCAGAGCUAAAUGACAAUUCAACUUUCGUCAUGAAACGCGUAAAAAAUAGAGACGGAACGAAAGAACAAAAGCUUAUGAAUGCGGAUGACGUAGAUAGGGAAAUUGUUAAAAACGGUCUCGGAAUAUAUGAAAUGCCAGCAGAUGAGGUACAAGAAACUCCACAGGAAGAAGUUCAGAUACAACCAGACAUGGAAGAAAUAGUUCAGCAACAACAGCUAGAAGAGCCUGAAGGAAACGAACAAGUCCCUCCUUUGGAAACUAACCUCACAGAACUAGAUGAAGAUUUGGAACAGCCGAAAAAUCUUGACCCUCAACAAGAGUAUGCGGAGAAUCUGGAAUAUUUCCAAGAGUCUAAAAAAAAUUCGGCUGACAUAGUAGAAGAAUAUCGAAAAAUGUUUGCCGACAUACAAAAGACUCCAACACCAGAUGAAAAUAUUCAGCAUAGAAUGGAAGUACUGAAAGAAAAUGUACACAAAUACAACAACCCUUUUUACUUACGAGCAUUUAACGUUCAAUCUUCGGAUGAACUCGGUGAAAAUAAAAGGUUAAAUUUCAAGAAAACAUAUAGAAAUGAAACAUUGUUUAAAGUUCAUUCAGAACCUAACCAAGAUGGAAACAAACCUACUUUUGUUUCUGCAGACGAUGGAACUACAAUGAGAUGGGGUCAUAAAGCUAAUCCGGAUAGGUGGUUCAUAAACUUACAACCACAAUUCCAAGAAGUUGUAGACGCAAUGGAAGUGAAUGGUGAACCAGAUUUAGCUGGUAUUUUCAGCGCGGCUUUAAUGCCAUUGAAAGAUAUGAAACAUGCAGAUAUU
This is a messenger RNA of Trichomonas vaginalis G3, 1047 nucleotides long. Its product is annotated as protein of unknown function, DUF4106 family. The annotation marks the transcript as partial. The record is from RefSeq and is a predicted model, not a curated record. The transcript has a single exon. Lineage: Eukaryota; Parabasalia; Trichomonadida; Trichomonadidae.